UUUAAGGAAGGCUUAGACCAUGGCAUGUUAUCUGGGGGAGGAGGUGCGAGGAACAGCAGUAGCAGCAACUGGAAGGGACGGCGCGAAGCCCCCAGUGCGUGCAUCCUGUCGGCAUGGGGAGGGUGGCACGGGGAGAGGCUGAGAAUGGAGAGGGAGGAAUGAGAACCAUGGUCUUUAAAGGAAAAACAACAGGAAACUAGGUUUGAAAAUAGAAAGAUUAUGCUGGAGGGGGUGGGAGAGACAAGAAAAGUAGGUGAAGAAAGAAGAGGGGAAAAGGCAGAGAGGCAGCGGGGAAGACAGAAAGUGACACAGAAAGGGGGUGGAGAAAAAGAGAGGAAGAGAGAGAGAACCAUAUUAAAGGAAUAAAACCAAGCAAGUGAGAAGAACAAGGAGUCCAACUCAACUACAGAAAGGAAAAGUGCUAAAGCAAGGAAAGGAGACAGAAGACAAGAUACUGGAAAUCAGAAUGAAGCCAUAUGCUAAUUUCUUCAGAAUGCAGUAACUGCACCAAAGCCAUUUCAGAAGACAAGACAGACCCGCAGAUUCACCAGUGCAGACAAAGAGGAGUCAGAAGGACUGGCUGAUUUUCUGUGUUACUGCUCCUCCGGUUCUGGGCUGGCAGCAGAUGAAAGCUUCAGCACACUCUGAGCAGCCACCAGGAUCUACAUCAGCACGAUUGCAGCAUGCCUGCCAAAGCCGGGAAGAGCCAAAGCCCAUCCUUUGCCUCCUGAGGCUGUGUCCAAUUCUCCCUUCAAGACUUCUCACCCCUCCUGGUGAGCAGAAAUGGGAGACUGGAGUUUCCUGGGCGAGUUCCUCGAGGAGGUCCACAAACACUCCACAGUGGUGGGGAAAGUCUGGCUAACCGUACUCUUCAUCUUCCGGAUGCUGGUGCUGGGUACAGCAGCUGAGUCCUCCUGGGGGGAUGAGCAGUCUGACUUCAUGUGCGACACCCAGCAGCCUGGCUGCGAGAACGUCUGCUACGACAAGGCUUUCCCUAUCUCCCAUGUCCGGUUUUGGGUCCUCCAGAUCAUCUUUGUCUCCACCCCAUCUCUGGUUUAUAUGGGCCACGCGAUGCACACGGUGCGCAUGGAGGAGAAGAGGAAGAUGAAGGAGGCAGAAAUAGAGGCUCAGGAGAUGAAAAAUAACGGUGACACAUACUACCAGCAGAAGUGCCCCGCGGCAGAGAAGGCUGAGCUGUCUUGCUGGGAUGAAUCAGGAGGCAAAAUCAUACUCAGGGGCAGUCUGCUGAACACCUACGUCUACAGCAUUUUGAUUCGCACUGCCAUGGAAGUGGCCUUCAUUGUGGGACAGUACAUCUUGUACGGGAUCUUCCUGGAGACCCUAUAUAUCUGCCAGCGGGCACCUUGCCCCCAUCCCGUCAACUGUUACGUUUCCCGUCCCACAGAGAAGAACGUGUUCAUCGUCUUCAUGCUGGCUGUGGCAGUGCUCUCUCUAUUCCUCAGUCUGGCUGAGCUGUACCACUUGGGCUGGAAGAAAGCCAAAGAGAGGUGCUCCCGGUCUUACAAACCCAGCCCCAGCACAGCCCCCGGCAGAUUGGAGUCCGCCCCACAAGUGGAAAGGGCCCAGAUGUACACUCCUCCACCAGAUUUUAACCAGUGCUUGUCAAGUCCCAACGGGAAGUUCAUUAGCCCCUUCAGCAACAAGAUGGCCUCCCAGCAGAACACUGCCAACUUUGCCACUGAGAGGGUCCAUGGCCAGGAGGAUGCUGCUGGUGAAGGGCCCUUCAUUAAGUCCAGCUACACGGAGAGUCCCGAGGUGGCCAACGAAUGUGCAGCACCCGCCUUCCCCGAGAACUACUUCAACGAGAAACGCCGGUUCAGCAAGACCAGCCGUGCCAGCAGCAAGGCGAGGUCGGAUGAUUUGUCUGUGUGACCUGUCUCCAGGAGGGAUGAGGAGAAGAAGCAGUCUCAGCGCUUAGUAAAACUUCUGCAAAGUGGAGUCCAGACUCUUACCACUAACCUCUCUCUGUUUUAACACCUUCUUGUUUCUUUACAGUGAACAUCAUUGUUACAUUGCAGAAAGCACCUCUCACAGCUUAAGGCAGGGGUAGCCACUGGGAGACAUGCACUGAAGAGGGGCACCAAUCUCGAGAUGUGAAGCUCUUGGCCAUAUUUUCAUCAUGGGACCUACAGGGAUUGGAGACUCGCCAUCCUUAGCCUGGUAGAGCACGGGCCAGCAGAUUCCUGAGGCUGCCCAGCAGAUAUCCACUGUGACACUGUAUUCAACAGACUCACUGGACCUCAACCCCCUUGCAUCUUAUUUGGUGUCUAUUCAACAUUUGCUGCAUCAGCUUGGCAAUUAUACUGAGCUGAAGCUUCUCUCACCUGCAGGGAGUAGAAACUCACCAGUAGGCUUUCUGAAAGAAAGACUUUCUCGUCUGCUUUGUUCUCAUUCUUUCUAACCUUCCCUUUCUCUACCUGAACCCAGAUAUUUUAUACCAGUUUACCUAUACGAAAAACCCUACUUGAAUUUUUUGACACUGUGUAUAUAACUCUUCCCCAUAGAUAAGGAUGUCUGUGGUCCCCCAUGCACAGCUGCCUCAUGUCAAACGUUGGAAUCCCUUCCUCAUUCCUAAGUCAGUGCACCAGACUGGCCCUGGGGCCCGGGGAUAUCACUUAGAUGACCAGUUGAUGAAGACUAGGGAAUUUUCCCAAGAUAAUUACAUCAUCAGUUCUAAGAAGACAUCCGUUAACAGAAAUAGAGACUCUCCUGUGAGGACAAAUAUCCUACCAGUAAAAAAGGAGGAAUUACCAUCUGGAAUCAAAGUGAUUUUUCCCCUUUUCAAACUCAUCUUUCAAGCAACAUGAAUGCUGCUGAAAGGAUGCUGCCAGCUGCCAACUUGAGAGAAAAAGCAUCCUCUGUUUAUCUGCAGAAGAGGUACGGCCUGUGUCUUUUCUCACUAACCUACCAAAACACUUCAGCAUCUUUUGCAAGGAGUCCUCUCCAGGUCCUGCACAUCAUUCAGCUCUUGGCUGCUCUCUCAAGACUGCCAGCCAGUGCAAGCCAAGAUAUUUGCCCUCACAGCAAGCCCCUGUUCUGCCAUCAGGUCAUCUUCAUCUCCACUCCAUCCCUAAUGCAUAUGGCAUAAGAAACCACCCAUGGACCCGCUCUUUCCACCACUGUAGCCUCUCAGAGCAGCCAUUGAGGCCCAACACUGCACAAUGAGUCUGGUGGGCGAGGUCUGUAGACAGCUCCCACUCCAGAUGCAUUCUCUCACUGCAGAGCUGACAUGCCUCUUUUAAAGAGAAUUGCUAAACAGAGCUAAGCAGCUCCUUGUUGUUUACCCUGCACUACCCUUUCAGACACAGGCCACAGCUUCCCAACGUUGGACUGCGUGAAGGAAUGGCCUGGGACCAGCUUAUGAGGGGACUGAGCCAUUCCCUCUCUUAGGGGCCGCUGAAAGGGACUGUGAAUCCUUGCUCCCGAUACAUAGUUAGCUUUGGUACAGUUCCUUGUACAUAUACAUACAUACAUACUUACACACAGAGGGGGGGGAAACCAUUUUUUUGUUUGUAAGGUGUUUUACAUAUGUGUAUUUUUUAAUCCUGAAAAGACCUGCGUGCUCUCCUUAACAUGAGAUUUUAGUCAACCAUGCCUAGGUUUCUCCUAAUAAAGUUCUAACUCCA
Molecule: messenger RNA, 3647 nt
Organism: Gavia stellata (red-throated loon)
Lineage: Eukaryota; Metazoa; Chordata; Aves; Gaviiformes; Gaviidae
Gene: GJA5
Product: gap junction protein alpha 5
Exons: 3
Coding region: 784-1893 (369 amino acids)
Biological process (GO): cell communication
Cellular component (GO): connexin complex
Source: RefSeq, a predicted model, not a curated record